AUGUACAGACUAACCAACGUAAUCGUGUCGCUGGUUUUGACAUUAUACACCACUGCUUCUGCUGCCUACGGUGUGUUCUCAACUUCAUGGUGGACUGGGCCUGGUAAUUAUCAGAUCGGCAUAGCCACCAACUGCGCACAAACUUACAACGCAACUGUUGUAGAUUCGAACGCCGUGCAAUUCUGCACAGACUUUCAGUGGGAUGCGUAUGCGAAAAUGGAAGAGACGGCAAUGGCCGGUUUACUUAUAGUGGCCGCGAUAUUGGGACUGAUAUGUCUGUUCAUGAUGGUGAUGAAUAUUUGGAUGGAAUGUUGUUGCAAGUUCAAAGCUCCACCUGUCGUGAGUCUUGUGCUCACCGCCCAGGCCCAGUUGCUUCUUGCACCCUGUAUCAUCAUGGCAAUUUACUAUAAUUUCACGUACCCAAAAUGGACAGACUCCUUGGGGUUGGCUUAUAUCCUAGUAAUCGUGGCCAUACCAAUGGCAUUCGUAUCGGCAUUCCUGAUCAAAAGACACCGAACAAAGACGGUGUUUCUUGAAGCGGAAGGCUAUGAGGGUAAAACCUACUAA
Messenger RNA from Sphaeroforma arctica JP610, 567 nucleotides. RefSeq lists its product as hypothetical. The transcript has a single exon. Lineage: Eukaryota; Ichthyosporea; Ichthyophonida. The record is from RefSeq and is a predicted model, not a curated record. The coding region runs from base 1 to 567 and encodes 188 amino acids.